This is a messenger RNA of Fonsecaea multimorphosa CBS 102226, 465 nucleotides long. RefSeq lists its product as uncharacterized. The transcript has 3 exons. The record is from RefSeq and is a predicted model, not a curated record. NCBI's taxonomy places the organism in Eukaryota, Fungi, Ascomycota, Eurotiomycetes, Chaetothyriales, Herpotrichiellaceae. Bases 1 to 465 code for a protein of 154 amino acids.
AUGUAUACUCUUCUUCUCAUCACUCUCGCCGCCACUGGCGCUUUCGCCGUUCCCACCGUCAAGGCUCGCGGCGGCAGCGAGAGCGGCAUGGGCAUGACCGUCGCGGAGGCCGGCAACCAGUGCGGCAACGGACAAGUCGUCUCCUGCUGCGACACCAGCACUUCAAGCCUCGCCUCGGGCCUCCUCAGCGGCGACCUGAACGGCAUCCUCGGCGGCAGCUGCAGCCCCAUUCCCCUGUCUCGUGAGUUUUCCCAUCACUUGGUCAAAAAGAAAACCGGGGUAAACUUACACAAGCCUGCGUUGGUAGCGAGGCCGCUUGCUGCACCGGCGACCAAACCUGCGCCGUCAUCACCCUCUAAGGCACGGGACGAAAUGUUCACGGAUCUUCGAUGGGUGGGGUGCGCCGCGCGAGCAGAAUUCAAGACGGAAGAUGGGAGAAAUCGUGAACUCAGAACCGUGAGCUGA